GGUCCGGGCUCCGACUCCACGUACGCCCAUGGCAACGGUUACCAGGAGACGGGAGGCGGUCACCAUAGAGACGGGAUGCUGUACCUGGGCGCCAGGGCCUCGCUGGCCGAUGCGCUGCCCCUCCACAUCGCACCGCGGUGGUUCAGCUCGCACAGCGGUUUCAAGUGCCCCAUUUGCUCCAAAUCCGUGGCUUCUGACGAGAUGGAAAUGCACUUUAUCAUGUGUCUGAGCAAACCUCGCCUCUCCUACAACGGUAAGGGCCGGCGGCCAGGCUUUGCGGGGGACACGGCGUCCUGCUGGCUUGGGACGGCUCCGGGCAGGCUGGAGAGACGCUUGCCGCAGGCGGCACGGCUGGGCUUGCCAAGAGGGCUGUGCUCCAGUGGACCGCCCUGCCUCUGCAUUUAUCACAAAAGCUGUAUAGACUCAUGGUUUGAAGUGAACAGAUCUUGCCCGGAGCAUCCUUCUGAUUGACCCGCCGGGCGUGCUUGCUGACUUCUCUCUAAGGGCACCUUGCUAUACCUGCUGUACCUCCUCUCCCCGUCCUCCCCGCCCCGCCUGGAGUUUUGGGCUGACUUUAAAUUCCUCGAGAAGACAAAAAUAAAACCCAGAAACUUGAAUCCACUUGGGACAACAGCGAAUUUUUUUUAUUUUAUUUUAUUAUUUUUAUUUGUUUCGUUGUUUUGGGGUUUUUUUUGUUUUUGUUUUGUUUCGUUUUUUUUUAAUUUAAAAGAUUUGAAAAUGAAAUAUCCAGGAGAAGACAGUGUGAGAAAAGCGGAGCGGACCUGCUCUCCCCUCCACGGCCGCUGGUCACCAGGAGAGCUCUGCCCGCCAGGGAGGCCCCGGGGACGCCCUCGGCCGAAACCCUGCCAUGAU
Messenger RNA from Charadrius vociferus (killdeer), 873 nucleotides. It is a transcript of the gene ZNRF1, whose product is annotated as zinc and ring finger 1, E3 ubiquitin protein ligase. The transcript is spliced from 5 exons. The record is from RefSeq and is a predicted model, not a curated record. The annotation marks the transcript as partial. Lineage: Eukaryota; Metazoa; Chordata; Aves; Charadriiformes; Charadriidae.